AUGGUCGCUGCUCCUUUGUCUCUUCGCUGCUGCUACUGCAGCAGCAGCAGCAGCAGCAGCAGGCUGUGCUGUUCCAGGUGUACAGCCACCUCAAGCAGCAGACUCGCUAGUGGGCGCCUGCAGCGGGGGGCCCCUCAGUUGCUGCUGCUGCUGCUGCUGCUGCUGCAGCUGCUGCUGCACUCCCCUGCUGCUGCGAUCUCGCUGCAGCAGGAAACAGCUGCCCCCCCUUCAUGGGGCGUUUCAAGGGCGGGGUACACCAAGUCUGCUGCUGCUGCUGCUGCACCUGCUGCUGCUGCAGCAGCAGCAGCAGCAGCAGCGUCUGAGCCGCGGCAGCAGCAGAUGGGUGCCUUCAUUGCUUCUCCCCCCACACAACCGAGCAGCAGCAACCAUCUGCAGCAACAGCAGCAGCACACCGUAGCAGCAACUGCAGCAGAAGGCCCAGCACCAGCAGCAGCAACAGCAGCAACAGCAGCAGCAACAGCAGCAGCAGCAGCAGCACGAAAUACGCGUCUAUUUGGCAACUGCUGUUUCACAGGUGGUGAGGCUCAAUUCGUGAGCAGCAGCAGCAGCAGCGACGACAGCAGCAGCAGCAGCAGCAGCAGCGACACCCCCACACCACCGCCAGCAGCAGCAGCAGCAGCAGCAGCAGCAGCAACAACACCACAGAUUCCUCGUGUGGGGCCCUCCACCGCGGGGCCCCGCCCCGACUGGUUUCAUGUGCCGGCACCCAGGGGCCCCGGCUCUCGCUUCGCGCUGCUGCAGCAGCAGAUUAGGGGUUUGAAGCUGCAUACUGUGUGUGAAGAAGCCAAGUGCCCCAACAUAGGCGAAUGCUGGGAGGGGGGGACGGCGACGCUGAUGCUGCUGGGGGAUACAUGCACGCGUGGCUGUCGGUUCUGUGCUAUCAAAACCUCCGCUAAACCCCCGCCCCCAGACCCCCUCGAACCCCAAAAAGUGGCUGAGGCGGUGGCGCAGUGGGACAUAGAUUACGUGGUUCUUACAAGCGUAGACAGGGUUUAG
This is a messenger RNA of Eimeria mitis, 1017 nucleotides long. Its product is annotated as lipoic acid synthase, putative. Gene Ontology annotation, cellular component: mitochondrion. NCBI's taxonomy places the organism in Eukaryota, Apicomplexa, Conoidasida, Eucoccidiorida, Eimeriidae. The transcript has 4 exons. Gene Ontology annotation, biological process: lipoate biosynthetic process. Gene Ontology annotation, molecular function: lipoate synthase activity; 4 iron, 4 sulfur cluster binding. The coding region runs from base 1 to 1017 and encodes 338 amino acids. The record is from RefSeq and is a predicted model, not a curated record.